This is a messenger RNA of Schistosoma margrebowiei, 754 nucleotides long. The record is from the annotation of a GenBank genome assembly. NCBI's taxonomy places the organism in Eukaryota, Metazoa, Platyhelminthes, Trematoda, Strigeidida, Schistosomatidae.
CUCACUAUUGUGUAGUGCUUGUUUGUUUGAAACAAUAGCAGGUUAACACCGCCCGUGAAUUGUCACGCUAAGGAUGGCUCCGACUGUGAAGGCAGUAACGGGGUGUAAAAAAGCUAAAGCUUUGGAAUCCAUUAAUAGCUGCUUAGCUCUGGUGAUGAAAAGUGGGAAAUGUUCUAUUGGCUUACGGCAAACUCUUCGUCUCUUGCGCAAAGGAGGAGCGAGAUUAAUAAUUAUUGCCAACAAUGCUCCUCCAUUAAGGAAAACUGAAAUAGAAUACUACGCGAUGUUGUCGAAGACUGGUGUUCAUCACUAUAACGGAACCAACCGUGAUCUUGGAACGGCGUGUGGAAAAUACUACAGAGUAAGCACUCUAGCCAUUGAAGAUCCAGGUGAUUCUGACAUCAUCCGUUCUGCGCCACACGAGGCGGAAACAAAGUCAUAACUCAAUAAAUUUUCUACGAAUCAUGUCUUUUUUCUUAAGGUUGGUGACAAAUAAAUAAUGUCGAAUGUGUUUUACGAUUUUCGAGAUGGAAAUUUCAGGUUCCGUUAUUUUAAGCCCUACAUAGAUACAUAAUACCGUCAUAGUAACCGCAUUGUUCCGUCCUAGAAGUAUCGCAACAAUGUAGAGAGAAGUCCAAUUUCUUUAUGUUGGUCUGAUCACGAAUCACUAAAUCUGGUCGAAUUGUUCGACAAAAAUGCGAUUUAUGACCUGGUAGUGCUACUUUUAGGUUGGUAGUUUUCCCCCUUUAUUCCC